CCCUCCCCUUCCUCCGGCCUGCGGCCCCCAGUUCCCUCGGGCAGCCCAGGCACCAUGCUCCGGCUCCUCCGGCCGCUGCUGCUGCUGCUGCUGCUGCUGUUGCUCCUGCUGCCACCGCCCGGGUCCGCCGACCCCCCGGGGCUGACCCCGCUGUUCCCGGGGGCGCCGCCCCAGCCCCCCGACUUGCUCUACGCCGACGGGCUGCGCGCCUACUCGGCCGGGGCUUGGGCGCCCGCCGUGGCGCUGCUCCGGGAGGCGCUGCGGAGCCGGGCGGCGCUGGGCCGCGCGCGGCAGGACUGCGGCGCGAGCUGCGCGGCACACCCCGGCGCCCCCGAGCCCGACCCCGCGCCCCCCGGGCCCUGGCCGCAGGCCGGGGAGCCGCCGCUGCUCCGCGCUGUGUUCCGCCGCGCCGAGUGCCUGGCGCAGUGCGCGGCGCGGGCGCUGGGCCCCGGGGGCGCUGCGCGGCUCCGCGUGGGGCGCGCGGUGCGGGACGCCUUCCGCCGGCGGGAGCCCUACAACUACCUGCAGAGGGCCUACUACCAGUUGAAGAAGCGGGAGCAGGCGGCAGCCGCAGCACACACCUUCUUCAUGGCGAACCCCACGCAUCUGCAGAUGCGGGAGGACAUGGCCAAGUACAGACGAAUGUCGGGGGUUCGGCCCCAGAGCUUCCGGGACCUGGAGACGCCCCCAUACUGGACCAACUACGACACCGGCCUGGAGCUCCUGGGCCACCAGGAGGUGGGACUGGCACUGCCCAGGCUGGAAGAGGCCCUGCAGGGGAGCCUGGCUCAGGUGGAGAGCUGCCGGGCUGCCUGCGAGGGCCCUGAGGAGCAGGAGGCAGAGGAGGAGGAGGAGGAGGAGGAAGAGGAGGAGGAGGAAGGGGCCGGGGGCCAGGGCGGCCUCUAGGAGGCCAUCGCAGGACGCUGGAUUCGGGUCCUGCGGUGCCGACAGCGCUGUGUGACCGAUGUGGCCACGCGUCCUGGUCGCAGCCUGCCUGUGCCCGACUUCUUCCCUAGCCAGCUGAGGCGAUUGCACAAGGCCCAUGCUCAGGGGGGGAAUCUGUCUCGAGCUGUGGAAAGUGCUCUGGGCGUCCUGCUCUUCUACCCGGAGGACGAGGCCGCCCAGCAGGCGCUGACGCAGUGCCAGGCCCAGCUGGGGGAGCAGGGGCUGCACCUCAGACCGAGAGAGGACAUCCAGCGCUUCCUGCUUCGGUCCCUGGGGGAGAAGAGGCAGCUGUUCUAUGCCAUGGAGCACCUGGGCACCCACUUCAAGGACCCUGAUCCCUGGACCCCAGAAGGUCUCAUCCCUGAGGAGCUAAGGGCAAAGCUCAGAGAGGAUCAGGAACAGAGGCCUUGGGACCACGAGCCUGCAGAGCCGCAGCCCUGGACCCACUGGAAGGAUGUCCUCCCCCUGGAGGGGGUGACCCUGACCCAGGAUGCUAGGCAGCUGAAUGGGUCGGAGAGAGCGGUGCUGGACGGGCUGCUGACGCCGGCUGAGUGUGGGACGCUGCUGCAGCUGGCCCAGGAUGCAGCUGGGGCUGGAGCCAGGUCUGGCUAUCGUGGUCGCCGCUCCCCUCACACCCCCCAUGAGCACUUUGAGGGGCUCACCAUGCUCAAGGCUGCACAGCUGGCCCAGGCUGGCACUGUGGGCAGUCCAGGAGCAAAGCUGCUUCUGGAAGUGAGUGAGCGGGUGCGGAUCCUGACCCAGGCCUACUUCUCCCCGGAGCGGCCUCUGUAUCUGUCCUUCACCCACCUGGUGUGCCGCAGUGCCGUAGAAGGCGAGCAGGAGCAGCGUAUGGACCUGAGCCACCCCGUGCACGCAGACAACUGUGUCCUGGACCCUGACUCAGGAGAAUGCUGGCGGGAGCCUCCUGCCUACACCUAUCGAGACUACAGUGGACUCCUCUACCUCAACGAUGACUUCCAGGGUGGGGACCUGUUCUUCACGCAGCCGAAUGCCCUCACUGUCACGGCCCAGGUGCGUCCCCGCUGUGGACGCCUCGUGGCCUUCAGCUCCGGAGUGGAGAACCCGCACGGGGUGUGGGCCGUGACCCACGGGCGGCGCUGUGCCCUGGCGCUGUGGCACACGUGGGCACCCGACCACCAGGAGCAGGAGUGGGCAGAGGCCAAAGAGCUGCUGCAGAAGUCGGAGCAGGAAGAGGUGGCGGCGGAGGAACCGCCCGGCAGAGACCCUGCCCCAGAGCCCCCCAGGCGCAAGGCCCAGCGGGUCCACGACAGAGCUGGAAAGGCGCUCCGGGUCCGGGAGGAGCUGUGAGUGGCUGAGCCAGGCCGUGGGCGCGUGGCCACCUGGCCGGAAGGGCCCCGAGAAGGCCUCGUGAUGUCAGGAGCCAACUGGUGAGCUCACCGUCCCUGUGCUCUGCCAUUCGGAGCCACAGGGCCCCAGCCUGGACUCAGGGUGCUCACCAAGCCUGGAGCAGGCCUGGCCCCCGACUGAUGGACCCGUAGCUCUGGGACAGAUGGAGGACACUGCCCUCCGGAAGCAAAGGCCAGGGCUGAGGCUGACCGCCCUCCACGAGGGUCAGGGUGCUGUGCUCUCCCUCCCCGAUGUACAAUAAAGGACUGAAGGCCCCA
Heterocephalus glaber (naked mole-rat) is the source of this 2591-nucleotide messenger RNA. RefSeq names its product prolyl 3-hydroxylase 3 (gene P3h3). NCBI's taxonomy places the organism in Eukaryota, Metazoa, Chordata, Mammalia, Rodentia, Bathyergidae. Gene Ontology annotation, molecular function: protein binding; L-ascorbic acid binding; procollagen-proline 3-dioxygenase activity. The record is from RefSeq and is a predicted model, not a curated record. Gene Ontology annotation, biological process: collagen metabolic process. Gene Ontology annotation, cellular component: endoplasmic reticulum.